AUGUUCCUGGUGGAUCUGGAGGCACUAGGGUUAGAUGUGACGGUGGAGCAGCGUCAGGACCUCACCAUGAUGGAGGAUCACGCAGCGACCCAGGAGAAGCACAUCCCAUCAGGCUAUCCCCUUCAGAUACCAGUCGAUGACGGAUCGGAUGAGCCUGUUUCUGAAACAUCUGACGCUAAGAGCACCCCAACUACGGAAGAUGCCACAGCACCUUUAGUGGAGGAAGGAGACCACGAGGAUCAGGGUGGUGUGGAACAGCACGGGGAGAUCCCAGAAGGAACCACAGCUGAAGAAGCAGGGGUAGGAGCCACCCCCAACCUGGAGGACCACGCUGCAGGAGAUGCCACUCAAGCUCCAAGGGAGCCAAGCUCUGCAAAGCCACAGCCUGGCCCUCAGGAACCUGUGGGAGAUGCAACGAAAAGAGAAAGCCAGCCCAGGAAGCUGGCAGCUGGGCUUCCUCAGCAGCCUCUGCUGGCACAUGAAACAAAGGCUACCACAGCAGCUCCCACCCGGAUCGAGGUCACCAUCCCAAUCCCCCUGGAUAUGUACCAAGGCUCCAGAGCAGCUGAAGGCAGCAGUGAGUUGUGGGAGCGUCGAGGCAGAGAAGGCAUCGGUGUGGAUCCAGCCCUGGGUCCUGCUGUGCACACUGAGGGGCUGGCAGGAGCAGGUGACACAGGGGACACCCAGGUUAAAGGUGAGCCAUCUCCUUUGUGUGUCAGAGCUCCUUUAAGAGAAGAUGCCAGUGGCCAGGAGAAGAGAGAUGAGGAUGGUGGUGUUGAUGAAGCUUCUGAGCAGAAUUUGCUUCCCCUGGUGGGUCAGAUUGCUUCACCAGGACCUGAAAUGGGCUCGUGUCCAGCAACAGCCAAGGAAGCUCUUGAAGAGCAUGGCUUUGGAGAAAAGAAGUCCAAAGAUGUCCUCAGAGGCAUCCCAAGAGAGGAUGAAUCUGACCCACGUAAGGUGGGAGAGGACCAAGAAGAGAGGAAACAGCCACUGAGGGGGGAGGAAGGUACAGAGGUCACCCCAUCAGAGCCUUCUCAAGUCAUGUCCCAGCCAGAAGCAGAGCCUAGGGAGGGAGAAGGUUCUGCACCCUUGCAAGAAACAGCUGCUGAGCUAAAAGGUGAUGCUGCAGACAGAGAUGCUGCUGUGGAAGAGGCUGUGCCAGACACAGGAGAACGUCAGACGCCCAAGAAGAAGCCCUCUGCCCAAGCUGCCAGCCGUGUCCCCCUGCUGCAAGGACGUAUUGACAAGGAAGGGACUGAAGCUGAGGAAAAGAAACCCAAGAAAUCCUCACCUUGCACUGCCAAACCCCCAGGUGCUAGACCCUCCAUCCCCCCCCACCGCAACACCUCCUGUAGCACAACCCCUCUGAGAGCAGCCUCCAGCCCUGCUUCCACCUCUAAAGGAGGCUCUCCUGUCACAUCCCGACCUGCCAGUACAGGAACACAAGAAACCAAAGCCAAGGGCCCGGAGGUGAGAGGUGGCACCAAGGCAGGCACACCGCGGAGCGCAGCCGGGCAGAGGAACUCCACCAAUGCCACACGCAUCCCAGCAAAGACCCCCACGGCCCCCAAGACACCUCCCAGCUCUGGCAGAAAGGAGCAGAAGAAACCACCUCCUGCAGCAGCCAAGUCCGAGAAAGCCCCCUAUUCCUUAACCCGUGGGGGCUGGGGCAGAAUAGGCAGCGAAGCCGGCCUGGCGGGCGCCUCCGUAGUCCUGAGGAAGGCCCUGAGGGGGCAGGCAGUGCAGAUAAUUAAUAAGAAGCUGGACUUUAGCAGCGUUCAAUCCAAGUGUGGCUCAAAGGAUAAUAUCAAACACAUCCCAGGAGGAGGCAGUGUGCAGAUAAUUAAUAAGAAGCUGGACUUUAGCAGCGUUCAAUCCAGGUGUGGCUCAAAGGAUAAUAUCAAACACAUCCCAGGAGGAGGCAGUGUCCAAAUCGUUUACAAGCCAGUUGACCUGAGCCAUGUCACGUCCAAGUGUGGGUCCCUGGGCAACAUCCACCACAAACCAGGUGGUGGCCAGGUGGAGGUGAAAUCUGAGAAACUGGACUUCAAAGAUAAGGUGCAAUCGAAAAUUGGGUCCUUAGAUAACAUCAGCCACGUCCCUGGAGGAGGAAACAAAAAGAUUGAGACUCACAAGCUGACCUUCCGCGAGAACGCCAAAGCCAAGACCGACCACGGCGCCGAGAUCGUCUACAAGUCCCCUACCAUCUCCGGAGAUGCCUCCCCACGCCGCCUUAGCAACGUCUCCUCCACCGGCAGCAUCAACAUGGUGGACUCCCCCCAGCUGGCCACGCUAGCCGACGAAGUGUCUGCUUCGCUGGCCAAGCAGGGCUUGUGAUCGGGGCACGGCGGGGCCGAGAGGAGA
Messenger RNA from Indicator indicator, 2364 nucleotides. RefSeq names its product microtubule associated protein tau (gene MAPT). Gene Ontology annotation, molecular function: microtubule binding. Gene Ontology annotation, biological process: microtubule cytoskeleton organization; neuron projection development. NCBI's taxonomy places the organism in Eukaryota, Metazoa, Chordata, Aves, Piciformes, Indicatoridae. The transcript has 16 exons. The coding region runs from base 1 to 2337 and encodes 778 amino acids. The record is from RefSeq and is a predicted model, not a curated record. Gene Ontology annotation, cellular component: neuron projection.